AUGAGGUUCCUCUCGCGCUGUUCCGUCAUCAUCGCCCUUGCCGUCACCCUCAUCCUCUACCUGGGCUGGGUCAUUCCCUCGACGCGUCAAUACACCCAGUUCCAGAAGUCGUGGUCCGGCUCGGUGCGCAGGAUCGUCACCUUUGGCGACUCCUGGUCCGACACAGGCCGCUAUAUUCUCAACGGGCCUCCGCCCGGCUAUGAGCCCAUCAGACAUCCCGCCAGCGGUCCCGUCUGGCCCGAGGCGCUCUGUCAAGAGAUUCUUUGCGACUCGAUAGACAAUUACGCCCGCUCGCUGCCGCCGCAGGUCACUCAGUACUACACUGACACGGUUGGCGCCGUGCUUGACAAUGCCGUCUUCCAGAACGCCACCUCGUCGCACAACUUCACCGACUUCGCCCUUCGCGAUCUCCAGCAGCAGGUUCGCGAUUUCGUCAAGAUGGAGGGCUUCAAGCGCAUGUGGCCCAUCCAGCCGCCCAAGGAGUGGACCUUGUUCACCAUCUGGUUCGGCGUCAACGACAUCUUUCACUACUCCAAGAUCGAGCGCGCCAGGGCUCUUUUCGCCAUCGACCAGAGCAUUGACCACCUUUUCCGCCAGCUGAACAUCAUCCACGAGUGGAUGCAGGCCCCUGUCCUCGUUGUCCUCCCCAAGGUCGUCAACAUCACCCACCUGCCCCGUUUCGAGAUUGAGACUCGUGCCGACGUUGACACCACCCGUCACCGCAUCGCCCUGGAGCUGGCCAGCUACUGGAACGAGAGGCUCGAGAGCCACGCCAGGAGCUGGAUGGGCGGCCACGUCUUCCUGCUUGAGGCCGACAAGUUCAUGGAGAGCCAGGUCAUCACCAAGAAGCUCUCCAACCCCCCGAGCGUCCGCAAGAGGACCCCCGAGUUCGGCGACAUCACCACCCCGUGCCGCACUCUGAUCUACCCCCAGUCGCAGGACGAGGAUUCCGUCCAGGAACUCGGUGUGCAGGAGCAGGUUUGCGAGGAGCCGCGCAACCACCUCUUCUGGGACGAUUACCACCUCUCCGGCAAGGCUCAUGAAAUCCUCGGCCAGGCCGCCGGCAAGCUCGUCAAGAUGCGCUCCACGGCCAACCACUACGUUGCUCAGCAGGUGACCGAGGCGGUUCGCGAUUCGAUCCCGCCGUGGCUUAAGGAUCGCCUCGAGGAGUUCCAUGCGAAGAACAGCAGCCAAUAA
Lasiodiplodia theobromae is the source of this 1197-nucleotide messenger RNA. Its product is annotated as Lipase GDSL. The transcript has 3 exons. Gene Ontology annotation, molecular function: hydrolase activity, acting on ester bonds. The coding region runs from base 1 to 1197 and encodes 398 amino acids. The record is from RefSeq and is a predicted model, not a curated record. Lineage: Eukaryota; Fungi; Ascomycota; Dothideomycetes; Botryosphaeriales; Botryosphaeriaceae.